GCUCCUCUGGCUCAGUUCCGAUCACGCCAACAUCUGGAGACCAGGCCACCGGGUCUGUCUGCGGCUCAGUGGGGAUUUGCAUGCCAAGUUCACUCCACCAAGCCUGGGACAAUGGGGAGGAAAAAAAUCCAGAUCUCACGCAUUCUGGACCAAAGGAAUCGGCAGGUGACGUUUACCAAGCGGAAGUUCGGGCUGAUGAAGAAGGCCUAUGAGCUGAGCGUGCUCUGCGACUGUGAAAUCGCCCUCAUCAUCUUCAACAGCGCCAACCGCCUCUUCCAGUAUGCCAGCACGGACAUGGACCGCGUGCUCCUGAAGUACACGGAGUACAGCGAGCCUCACGAGAGCCGCACCAACACUGACAUCCUCGAGACACUGAAACGGAGAGGUGUGGGCCUCGAUGGACCAGAGCUGGAGCCGGAUGAGGGGCCUGAGGGGCCGGGAGAGAAGCUGCGGAGGUUGGCAGGUGAUGGGGGUGACCCAGCCUUGCCCCGGCCCCGGCUUUAUCCGGCAGCCCCUACUAUGCCCAGUCCGGACAUGGUAUAUGGGGCCCUGCCCCCACCAGGCUGUGACCCCAGUGGGCUUGGGGAGGCCCUGCCGGCCCAGAGCCGCCCAUCCCCUUUCCGGCCAGCAGCCCCCAAAGCUGGGCCCCCAGGCCUGGCACACCCUCUCUUCUCACCAAGCCACCUUGCCAGCAAGACACCACCACCCCUGUACCUGGCAGCGGAUGGGCGGAGGCCGGACUUGCCUGGUGGCCUGGCGGGGGCCCGAGGGGGACUGAGCACCUCAAGAGGCCUCUAUGGUAGCCUACAGAGUCCAUGCUCUGCCACAGCCCCGGGACCCCCACUCGGGAGUUUCCCCUUCCUCCCUGCAGGCCCCCCAGAAUAUGGCCUGGGAGAUCCCCCUCCACCCCCUGGCCUGCUGCAGCCCCCCACCCUGGCCCCCUGGCAGCACUCGAGGGGUGAUGGGCCCCCAGCCGCUCCUCCGCAGCCCAGUGGGGGUCGAAGUCUGGGCGAAGAGGGUACCCCCGCCCGCGGCGCCUCCCCGCCGACACCCCCAGUCAACAUCAAGUCCGAGCGCCUCUCGCCGGCCCCCGGGGGCCCCGGCGACUUUCCCAAGACUUUUCCCUACCCCUUGCUCCUGUCCCGGCCCCUGGCAGAGCCCCUACGGCCAGGCCCCCCCCUGCGCCGGCUGCCCACUGCGGACGGCUGGGCCCGGUAGUGGACGCAGGGGUGGCACCGGUCCUUCUUCCCACGCGGGGCUGGGCUCGGGCACGUGGGGUCCCAAUCUCCUUCCCCGCGUUCUUAGAAAAGACCCAGCAGUUACGACCCUCUGAAGU
Messenger RNA from Hyaena hyaena (striped hyena), 1336 nucleotides. RefSeq names its product myocyte-specific enhancer factor 2B-like. The coding region runs from base 112 to 1218 and encodes 368 amino acids. Gene Ontology annotation, molecular function: protein dimerization activity; RNA polymerase II cis-regulatory region sequence-specific DNA binding; DNA-binding transcription factor activity, RNA polymerase II-specific. Gene Ontology annotation, biological process: positive regulation of transcription by RNA polymerase II. Lineage: Eukaryota; Metazoa; Chordata; Mammalia; Carnivora; Hyaenidae. The record is from RefSeq and is a predicted model, not a curated record. The transcript has 10 exons.